Messenger RNA from Sapajus apella (tufted capuchin), 907 nucleotides. RefSeq names its product coiled-coil domain-containing protein 33-like. The record is from RefSeq and is a predicted model, not a curated record. NCBI's taxonomy places the organism in Eukaryota, Metazoa, Chordata, Mammalia, Primates, Cebidae. The coding region runs from base 53 to 907 and encodes 284 amino acids. The transcript has 2 exons. Gene Ontology annotation, cellular component: peroxisome.
GCUGUGGGUGUAAGGGCGCAGUGCUCAGCCUGGCAGUUGAUCUCCCCGUGGCAUGGCAUUCAGGGGGCCUGAACCCUGGGUCUUGGCAUCCCUGCUGAGCCGGAGACUGAAGGCGGAGGAGAAGACCCUGGAUCUAGAGUUCGAAGUUUUGAGCGUGGGGUUUAAUGAGGGGGGUAGAUAUGUCCUGAGACUGUCAGCUGAGAACCCCUUGCAGGCAGGCUCUGGGGCUGGGGUGCAGUUGCAAGUGAAUGAUGGUGAUCCCCUCCAUGCCUGCUCUGUUGUCACUGAUGUCAUUGAGCAGCAGGAGCCUGGCCAGAGCCUCACCCUCACCAGGAACAAGUUUAUCUUUACUCUGCCCAAAGGUUUCUGCAAGAAUGAUGGGCAGCAUGACGCUCAGCUGCGCGUGGAGGCACUGAGGCUGGACGAACCCUCAGGACGGACGACCCAGCGGGUGGGUGAGGCCAUCUUCCCCAUCUACCCGAGGCCAGACCAACCCCGCAUGAACCCGGAGGCUCGGGACCACGAGGACCUGUACCGCUACUGUGGCAACCUGGCCCUGCUCCGGGCCAGUGCGGACCCCACAGCCCGCCACUGUGGAGGCCUGGCCUACAGUGUGGCCUUCCACGUGCACCGGGACCCUCAGCCCCCAACCUCAGACAGCACUCCGGGGGCUGGCCAGCCAGAACUGAUGUCACCAUGCCCAGAGCCCCAGCUCCCCAGGCUGCAGGUGGGUGCUUCCCGUGUCCUAGUUCAGAUUUGGGCUCACUGGGCACAAGACCCAGCCUCUGUCAUAAGCCAGGCUGGCCCCUGUCCCGAGCUGAGCAGAGCAGCAGAGGAGCUCCCAAGGCUGCCACAUUCAGUCUGGGAAACAUGCAGUCUGCAAAUGGACACGAGAGUCUCAGUUUGA